AUGAACGGAGACAUUGGCUGUUACAGCAAUGGCGAAUCGGGAAGCAACUUUUGGUUUACCGUUACAUUCCAAAAAGCAUCAAGAGGAGAGGAUUAUGACAAGAUUGUUGAACGAGCCGAAAAACGUUUGCCUCUUACAGAAGAAUCUAAGCUAAUUGAAGUCAAGGAAAAACUUAAUUCCAAUUAUCCUUCUUCUACUUGUCUUGUCAUUUACAAAGAACCCAAGAUUAGAAAUAUUCUCACCAAUUACAUGAGAGAGACUUUUGAUGACCAAGUUGUGUCCAUGGAAAAUGAUGUAGACACCAUGUUUGUGAGUGCAGAAUCACUAGAAAACAUAACAGAGAGAUUCCUUCAUAAUUCUUCCCCAAACAUUCAUGAAUGGAAUGUUCAAAAACCAAUUUCUUUCAUUAUCCUAGACGAUUCUUGUUUCCUUCCUGAGAACCUUCCAAAGAGUGAAAAUGCUCUCUUCAACCCCUCAGCUCAAAACACUAAUAGCAUACGUGUAGGAUCUUCUUCCAGCACUAGAAGAAAUAGCUCUGUGAUUUAUAGCCCUCCAGAAAUUGAAAGAAUAUUUUCUACAGUCAUCAAACUGAGAAGCAUUGUUGAAAAUCAUAAUGCAAAAUUGGCUUUAGGUGGAUAUAGCAUCUCUACAAAAGUAGUCGUUUGGUUUGAUAAGUUCGAACCAAAGAGAUUUCUUAGUUUUAUUAGAAAAGACCCUUCUAACUUUGAAAGGCAGUCAAAAACCAAAGGCUUAUUUGACUUAACUCUAAGAAAGCCUAUCACCUUAUUCUCAUUCCAGUAUAUGAUACAACAAUUAUUGGCGAUUAGGCCCUCAACAAUCGCCCAUAAUGAAAGAAAACUUAUAGAGACCUACCAAUUUCCUUCAAAGAAAGACGACCAUCGAAAAUUCUCAAUGGACCCAACUGCUCUUACUUCUCCAGGUAUAAAUUCAUCUCAAGAAUCAAGAUGCUCUUCCUUAGAUACAACAUCCAUUGCUCAUUCUAGCUUCUCUCAGGACAAGUCAAUACCUGAAAUCGAAGAAGAAAAGACAAUUAAUUUGAAAGUUCUUGUGGCUGAUGACAACAAUAUUAACAGAAAUGUGAUGCUAAAAAUUUUAGGAGGACUUUCAGGAAAUUCAGAUAUGGAAAGUCAAAUAUCAGAAAUCAAGAAUUGUCCUUGCAAGCUCCUAGUUCGUACCAAAGGAGCUGUGAACGGUAAAGAAGCAUACGAUGAAUUUAUUCAACAUUUUAACACGCCAAACAAAUAUGAUGCCGUUAUUCUAGAUGUUCACAUGGACGUGAUGAGUGGAUUGGAAUGUGCCCAAAAAAUUAGACAAUUCGAAUCAGAGCACAAGGCUAAACCUUGUGUUUUAAUUGGAGCCACAGGAGAUAGUGAUGGAGAGCAUAUUUGCAAACAAGCUGGAAUGAAUCUUGUUUGUUUGAAGCCAAUCUCUCAAACACAAAUACGAAAUGUGGUGAAACAUGUCAUUGAAGACUUGUGA
This is a messenger RNA of Naegleria fowleri, 1500 nucleotides long. RefSeq lists its product as uncharacterized. The transcript has a single exon. Gene Ontology annotation, biological process: phosphorelay signal transduction system. The record is from RefSeq and is a predicted model, not a curated record. Bases 1 to 1500 code for a protein of 499 amino acids. Lineage: Eukaryota; Heterolobosea; Eutetramitea; Acrasida; Naegleriidae.